CUGUAUCUCGUCGUGUCUCACAGUGUAUUCUGACUAUCGUCUAGUGAGUUUAUUGCACGAUGGCCACAAUCGUUUUAAGAUAUUUUGCGUUGUUGCCGUUAAUAAGUAUUGGCUCGUUGGCCCAAUAUCCAGCAUGCAACCCAACACAAACAAACACAAGCCAUUUGACAUUCUUUUUGUACACCAAAAAUUAUUCGACAAUAAUCACCGAUGAAGACAGUUCAAUCAAAAAUGCAGCAUUCGCAGAAAGCAAUGACCUCGUUGUUUAUAUUAUUGGAUAUAAUACGAAUUAUACUGGUGUCGACUGCGUUGCAUUAAGACAAACGUACCUAAACAGAACAGAAGACAAUAAUAUUAUUGUCGUGGAUUAUUCAAACGUUACGGGACCCGUUGACCCAACUGCAAUUUUAUUUUUAACGACUUACAUGAAAGCCGCCAGAUGCGAUGUGCCACAAGUCGCGAAAAAAGUAGUAGACUUGAUCAUUUCUAUUCACAAGAAUCGUCCUGAAAUUAAUUCGACACACGUGAUAGGAGCCAGCUUAGGUGGUCAGAUAGCCGGUAGAGUGGGAUCUCUCUACAAGGAAAAAAAAGGAACGCUUUUAAAUCGAGUCACCGUUUUGGAUGCAGCCGGAAUGUUUUAUCAAGACCAUACAAAUCAUGUGACUCCGGAAUGUGCAACAAUCGUGGACGCUUAUCACACUAAUUCAGGUUUCCUUGCACAAAUUACACCAAUAGGAACCGUUGAUUUUUACAUAAACAACGCUUUUGUACAACCAGUUUGCAUUUACAAUCAAACCGAACUGGAAGAUGUAUUGCAUGGAUAUACUGCCACGUUUGUGUAUUUUUGCUCUCACAAUUCAGCUUUUAUAUAUUACAUUGCGUCGAUAAAUUAUGAUCAGAUUUACGCCAAACGGUGCAACGCUAUCAAAUCACUUACCAAAGACAGUAAUAAUGUAUAUAUUCUUGACGAUAACAACAAAAACGCACUGAUGAGAACUUGUGAGGAGGAGGUCGAAUCCGAAGACAGUCGGAUCGUUUUCGGUGAACAUUUAACACCAGGGGUAACCGGAGUGUUCUAUGCGUCGAUUGAAAAUUUACUCUCAUUAAUACAGUAUAUUAAUAUUUAAUAUGUCAAAAGCAAUAAUGUAUAAGUAUUAAAACUUAAAAGUAAUAUAAAACGUUUUACUUUCCGUUUUC
This is a messenger RNA of Adelges cooleyi (spruce gall adelgid), 1197 nucleotides long. RefSeq names its product phospholipase A1-like. The record is from RefSeq and is a predicted model, not a curated record. The coding region runs from base 60 to 1127 and encodes 355 amino acids. NCBI's taxonomy places the organism in Eukaryota, Metazoa, Arthropoda, Insecta, Hemiptera, Adelgidae. Gene Ontology annotation, molecular function: lipase activity. The transcript has 6 exons.